Messenger RNA from Lolium rigidum, 991 nucleotides. RefSeq names its product ras-related protein RABE1c-like. Gene Ontology annotation, biological process: protein secretion; regulation of exocytosis. Gene Ontology annotation, molecular function: GTPase activity; GTP binding. Lineage: Eukaryota; Viridiplantae; Streptophyta; Magnoliopsida; Poales; Poaceae. The transcript is spliced from 9 exons. The record is from RefSeq and is a predicted model, not a curated record. The coding region runs from base 46 to 690 and encodes 214 amino acids. Gene Ontology annotation, cellular component: plasma membrane.
CCUUGCCCCCUCCGCUCGGCCUUCAUCAGGAGAUAGGAGGCCGCGAUGGCGGCGCCGCCGGCUAGGGCUCGGGCCGACUACGACUACCUCAUCAAGCUCCUCCUCAUCGGCGACAGCGGUGUUGGGAAAAGUUGUCUGCUCUUACGGUUCUCAGAUGGCUCCUUCACCACUAGCUUCAUCACCACUAUUGGUAUCGACUUCAAGAUAAGGACUGUGGAGUUGGAUGGCAAGCGGAUUAAGUUGCAGAUCUGGGAUACUGCUGGCCAGGAACGUUUCCGAACUAUAACUACCGCCUACUACAGAGGAGCAAUGGGCAUUUUGCUUGUAUAUGAUGUCACCGAUGAGUCAUCUUUCAAUAACAUAAGAAAUUGGAUCAAGAACAUUGAACAGCAUGCCUCAGAUAAUGUAAACAAAAUUUUGAUAGGGAACAAAGCAGAUAUGGAUGAAAGCAAAAGGGCUGUUCCCACUUCAAAGGGUCAAGCCCUUGCUGAUGAAUAUGGGAUCCAGUUUUUUGAAACGAGUGCGAAGACAAACCUGAAUGUUGAACAGGUUUUCUUUUCUAUAGCGAGGGAUAUCAAACAGAGACUCUCAGAGGCUGAUUCAAAGCCUGAGGGGGGAGGGACUAUCAAGAUCAACGAGGGUGGAGCUGAUGCAGAGGCGGCACAGAAGUCGGCAUGCUGCGGAUCUUGAACUGUUGUCGCCACGAGGAUAAGAUAGUGGUGACCUGGUGCCUGUAAUUUUUAUGGCAUUUAAUUCUUUUUCGGCCUCUUUCUUCAUGCAUUAUUUUAAGUUAUUAUUGCUGCUGUUAGGAUUCGGACAAGUGUGUGUUUAAGUCAGAACAAUUCCUUGCUGUAUCGGUGGAGACUAACUCUGAUGUUGAUAAGUGAUCACGAUUAGCGCGUAUACUGUGUGGGUAGCUGGGUUGGUGUUGUGGACUUUGGAGGUUACCACUUGGACAUAUAAAGUUGAAUUUGCUGCCUAUUUCACUUUA